AUUAUAAGUGCCACCUGUUUUACUUCAAAACAAAAUUGAUGCUUAGUUGUUUUGUUAUCCAGAAUUUGGAUUUUGUGUAUCUGAAUUAACUUUUGUUGGUUCAAUAAAACCAAAGGUUGUUACAAGCUAAAGUAGGUGUUAGAUUUGUAUUUAUUAAUUAAUUGUUAGUAUAUAAGUAUGAAUAAUGAAGAAGAAAUGAGGAACAAACAAAUAUAUCAUCAGAGUAGCGGUUGCUUUAUCUUCUCUGAAGAAGCUACUAGUGUUAUUUCUUCCAUGGCUCAAAACAUGAUCUCAAAUCACAACCACCACGAACAACCACAGAAGAUCAAGAAAAAAAGAAGUCUCCCUGGAAAUCCUGAUCCAGAUGCUGAAGUGAUAGCUUUAUCACCAAAGACCCUUUUAGCAACAAAUAGAUUUGUGUGUGAGAUUUGUAACAAGGGAUUUCAAAGGGACCAAAAUCUUCAACUUCAUAGGAGGGGUCAUAACCUUCCAUGGAAAUUGAAGCAAAAGAACAACAAAGAAAACAGGAAAAAAGCCUAUGUUUGCCCUGAACCAACAUGUAUUCAUCAUCAUCCUUCUAGGGCACUUGGUGACCUCACUGGAAUUAAGAAACAUUUUUGUAGAAAACAUGGUGAAAAAAAAUGGAAAUGUGACAAAUGUUCCAAGAUUUAUGCUGUUCAAUCUGAUUGGAAGGCUCACUCUAAAACCUGUGGUACAAAAGAGUAUAGAUGUGACUGUGGAACCGUCUUCUCCAGGAAGGACAGUUUCGUGACACACAGAGCAUUUUGUGAUGCUUUGGCUGCAGAAAGUGCCAGGCUCUCAGCAAACUCAGCGCUAAUGCAUAGAGCCGCCGUUGCCUCCACCAUGGCUAACUCAGAUGCCAUUGGCGAACCCAAUUUCCAUCUCAACCAAUCAUCGCUCUUCCCUUUCCCGGCCAACCAGCGUCAUUUCGCCAACCCUCCGCCGCCAAUGGCCGCCGCUUCUACGGCUGUGACAACCCAUAACUCCCUCAACCCAUGGGAGUCUCAAAUCCCUUUGAACCCUAACCAUACCCAUCAUGAAGAAAAUUACUAUCAAAUUCUCCACCCUGUUCCAAUCAAGACCGAAUCCAUUCACUUGCCAAUUUCAUCUUCCCUGCCGUUUUACCAUGACCAUUAUCCAGUUUUUCACAGGGGUUCUUUCUCAAUCCCUUCCCCUCAACUCUCUGCUACAGCGUUGCUUCAGAAAGCAGCUACUAUGGGUGCCCACUCCACUGUGAGUCACGUGAAUUCAACGAUGGCCCACCUAAACAGAGCCACUCUAGGUCACGUGACACCCAAGAUUUAUCCCGAUGGUUUUCCCAGUUUUGGAUCGGAAAAUAUUACGAGCGAUUGGCAGAAAAGGGACAAUCUGACGAGGGAUUUUCUGGGUUUGACAGGAGAUCAUAAUGAGGAGUCUUCAUCAUCAGCUGGGGGUGGUGGAGGAGGAGGAGGGCGGGUUAUGGCGCCCAAUGGGAAUGUGGGGAAUGGGGUGCUGUUGUCAUAUGGUGGAAAUGGGAUCCAGGACUUUCAACAAGCACUUUAUGAGCGUGACCAUUCGGUAUUGAAAAAUCAUCAAUUGGGCUUUGGUUUUGCUGCUGCUGAAAGUACAACAGGAACAUGGGGGAAUUGCUGAUGAAGGAAGCUGCUAUGAAUGGUGAAUUUUGCAGAGACUCACUGUUAGAAUUUAGGGAGAUAUCUCUAUCAUGAACAGAGAGGAAGAAAGAGACUAGCAAGAAGCUGCAACCAAAAAAAAAAAAAAAACUAGAAAGAGGAAAACCCAAAAAAAAGGACAAAGAAAUUAGAUCUUUUAGUUUUUCUUAUUUUGCAAGAACCAUUUUUAUGUUUUUCUGUUUUAGUUUUUAAACUUUUCAUGUUGGUAAUGCAUAUGGUACUUUUUAAAAGAUAUUUUAAGUGUUUUCGGAUUAUAUUACUUCGGCACUUUGUUAUCGUAAACUGCAUUUCGUCGGCCAACAGAAA
Messenger RNA from Solanum dulcamara, 1997 nucleotides. Its product is annotated as protein indeterminate-domain 12. Bases 178 to 1653 code for a protein of 491 amino acids. Gene Ontology annotation, cellular component: nucleus. The record is from RefSeq and is a predicted model, not a curated record. The transcript has 3 exons. NCBI's taxonomy places the organism in Eukaryota, Viridiplantae, Streptophyta, Magnoliopsida, Solanales, Solanaceae. Gene Ontology annotation, molecular function: DNA-binding transcription factor activity.